GACACCCACAAUCCUUUGCGCCCUCGCAGUGGAAGCGCGACGGUCGUCGAGAGUGCCGCCGCCGCCGCCAUGUCUCGCCCCGGCUUCCGGCCCCCGACGCCUCAGUCCUUGGCCGGCGGUGGGUUCCGGAGCCCUCCAUCCGGAGGCGGAGGCCCUUCGCCGACCUCUCCGCAGGCCUACGGGAGCCCCCGCCACACUCCCCCCUACGGACACCGCCCGCGGCCAUAUGAUAGUCCCGCCAACUUCCAGCCAUGCGGCGAGCGGCGCAGGCCCCACAGUGCCAGCCCCAGGUACUCGGCUCCCUACAGCGGCGGCUGGUCGCCCGGAGGAGCCGCCCACCAGUCGCGGCCCUACAGGCAGCCCCACUCGGGCGGGUACCAGAGAUACAGCCAGGAAUCACCCAGGACAUCGACUCCAUUUGGCACACCACGUGGCAGAGACAUAAGAGUAUCUAAUGGUGUGGAAAACUAUUUCAAACCUUCAAUGCUUGAGGACCCAUGGGCUGGCCUAGUGCCAGUAUCUGUUACUGAUGUUAAUCAGCAGUUUGGCAAGGAGCAAACCAUAUACACUGGUAGAAAGGGGAGGUAUUUCAGCUAGCAUGUCCAGAAGUGAAAUAACACCAGCUGUGAGAGACUAGGUCAGAAAUCUUCAUACUUCAGGACCAGUGAUCAAGGACAGAAGCGAUGCUUUUAUAAGACCUCUUCAUUCUUUUAUCUUACAAUUUUUUACCACAUUGUGUAUUUUUAUGAGUGCAAAGAAAGGCGUAAAGAGAUAUCUUUAUACUCCUGGCCGUGUGGAAGGGGCCUUCCAGCUGUGAAGAACAAAAUAUUCUUUAGUCACCAGCAAAUUAAUUUGCAACUGUGUUUAAUAUCUACCUUUUCUGUUCCGGAUUGUACAAUACAUUUGUUAUUGUUAACUCCUUUAGAAAGUAGCAUUCUUUUAUGUUUCAACAUUUUUUAGGGAAAAAAGGCAUAUUUGAAAUAAAACAAAUGUUUUAUAGUAUGUUCAAAUAUUUUACUAUUUUUGUUAAGUCAUGUUUCAAAUAAUAGAACUGAAAUUGUGUUUUCUGUAAACUCUUGUAGGCUAUGGUAAACGUUUUUAUACAGCUUUGAACAUUCUAGUGUUAAAUAAUUUUAACAGUCUUGGCAAAUGUAUUCUCUUAAAGGUUUGUAAUUGUAUAUAUUUGUAUUUCAAAGUUGUAUUUAGAAACUACAUGUUCACUUACAGCAGGAUUCUGAAUUGUACGAACAGUUAAAUUCAACCUGUAUCCAAUUAUCCACGGAUAAAAAAUUGUUAAGUUUUAACAUUAAUUAAACCUCCUGGUAAAUCAGUAUACAUUUUACCUGGCUGAAUUAAAUAACUGCAGGUUUAUUAAA
Molecule: messenger RNA, 1376 nt
Organism: Sphaerodactylus townsendi
Lineage: Eukaryota; Metazoa; Chordata; Lepidosauria; Squamata; Sphaerodactylidae
Gene: MPLKIP
Product: M-phase specific PLK1 interacting protein
Exons: 2
Coding region: 70-597 (175 amino acids)
Cellular component (GO): nucleus; midbody; centrosome
Source: RefSeq, a predicted model, not a curated record